This is a messenger RNA of Gongylonema pulchrum, 807 nucleotides long. Lineage: Eukaryota; Metazoa; Nematoda; Chromadorea; Rhabditida; Gongylonematidae. The record is from the annotation of a GenBank genome assembly.
AUGCUCGCACAACUUCUAAUUAAAGUAAUUCUUACCGAACUUAGCAAAAGGUGCAUCUGUGAAGUUCUUAAAACUCCGUUCAAGAUAGAAGAAAAGAACGCGAGUGGUGCUGAUGUUGUUUGCAUGGAUUUGGGCCGUAAUCGGUGGACUCCCGGGAAGGCGGACGCCGACUCGCAACUGGUCAUGUCUGCUAAUGUCUUGGCAGCUAGGAUAUUUUAUGAUUUUUGUCGGGAUGCUUCUUGGUGCAAGCAGGUGCAGGACAAAAUUCAGUCGAAAUUGGCUACCGUCCAUUUGCCUUAUUUUAUUGAAACAUUGGAGCUUUCCAAUUUGGAUUUGGGCGUCACGUCACCCGAAAUCGUUGCCGUUUACGCACCAGUUUUGGAUGACUGGGGUUUUUGGAUCGACUUCGAGCUGAAGUACACUGGUGGCAUACAUUUGACGCUAGAAACGAAAGUUAACUUAAUGAAACUGAAAGAGGGAAUGCAUCGGAACGAAAUGUACAGAGAAGUGAGUAAGAUGAAGAGCUCUGUUCGCGUUCAUCAUUAUUCCGACUCGGAUUUACCGGAAUCGCCCGAGAGCAGCGCAGAUGAAGACUUCGGCUCCAAAAUGGAAAAGGCGUCUACAGCAAAAGAAAGUACUGGUAAAAAACUGUUGAAUGUGGUUGACAAAAUAGCCAGCAGUAACAUAUUUCAAGGUGCAUCUGAACUAAAACCCGUCAAAAAGGUGAUGGAAGAAAUAUCUUCGACUCGUUUACUGUUGAAUGUUGAUGUGACACGCCUGGAAGGCACUAUGACAGUCAACAUUCCG